Molecule: messenger RNA, 13710 nt
Organism: Venturia canescens
Lineage: Eukaryota; Metazoa; Arthropoda; Insecta; Hymenoptera; Ichneumonidae
Product: homeotic protein female sterile-like
Exons: 23
Coding region: 1433-6205 (1590 amino acids)
Biological process (GO): chromatin remodeling; regulation of DNA-templated transcription
Cellular component (GO): chromatin; nucleus
Source: RefSeq, a predicted model, not a curated record
UAGAGGGUGAUGAAAAGGUGUAUACACGGGUAUAGAGACGAACGAUUGGGAACAGUGGAACAGGACCAUUCGGGUACGUCGCGGAAGAAUGCGUAGCCAUUGUUGGUGGUGGUGCGAUCGUUAGUUUCUAGAUCCGGAGAUCGUCAUGGGCCACGGAUAAAGCAAACCCAAAGUGAGCGAAAAAUAAAAGCGAAAAAAAUGUUGUCAAAGCUCGAGUCAAUAAACCGAAAGUUGAUAUACGUAUAUAUUCGGUCCCGGCACUAAGUUUUCCGUAGGUGGUAUAUAGUAGAGUAACUCGGAGAGUCCCGCGCGCGUGUGGGUUGAUAAGUUUCAACGUAAAGACCGAAUGAAAGAGCGAGAGAGAGAGGAGAGGAGAGAAGGGAGAGUACACAGUGCGAGGAAAAAAACGAACUGAAAGACACCGCGGCGGUGGUGAAGAGAAUUGAGGUUCGGAAAGAGAGGAUUGAGGAAAAAGCGCAACAUUGGUACGGGGUUGGCUUAGUGCGGCACGAGCGCGCGUCCCUCGGGGGGAUAGAAUUUUUAUUCUCUUCACUCCACGGCGUGUGCUCUACAAACGCCGAAAACUGCCUGUGAGUCUGAGUGUGUGUAUGUGUGCUUUCGGUUUUGUCUCGGCGAGAAUAUAGAAAUAGUGAGAGAAGAGAGAGGUGGUGGAGUCGAAAAAAGUAUAUAUCCGUCGUCUCUGCGCGUUGCCCGAGUGAAAUUGAGUGCUUUAGUGAAAUAGAGUGUAGAGAGACGGAGAGCGAGAGAGAAAGAUAGAGAGCGCGCAAGUGACACACGCACGUAGUGUGUGGAGGGGCGAGGGAGCGCGAGAAAGAGACAAACUCGGGCCGCGCGGCAGCCAUAACACACACGACGGACACCAACCAAACUAAGCGCAAAAACCUCCCGAUCUACACGCACGGAGUGAGUGAGAGAAAGAGAGGAGGUAAAAGCGCGUUAUAGCUCGUGUACGAGAGACGUGGGUACCCGAGGCGUGUGUGGUUAAGUGAAAUUCUUCUGUUUUUCUCUUCCCUUUUGCGAUCGUUUAUUGAACGUGAAAGAACGAACAGAAAAAUUGUGCGAAGCAAAAGACAGGCAGUGUGAAAUUUCACAGUUCGUCCAGAUGUUGCUAGUAUCGCAAGUCUUGGCCGGAGGUGCGACGAAUCGAAGCAGAAUACAGGGCUGACAUUCGAGCCUCUACCUAUUGCGGGUAGGCUUGAAGGUAGUGUUAUGCCUCGACGGCAACAAACUACUUGGUACCAGCUCAAACGUCUCAUCGAGAUAUUAGCGAGUAACAAUACUCAUUACAGAGUAUAAAGUCGUUGUCAGCAUGAUUGUUGAUGAAGCAUCGUAGCGUCGUGCCCCAACAUAAGGCAGUUACCUGCUGCGUAGCAUUUAUGUUCAAUUUUUGUCCUAAAGAAGCGAAGCCAACAUGCAGCAGGUGGAUACCAACUCGCAAAAUAACUCCUUAGAUGUGGAGGAGCGAGAAAGGCUGUGUAAUAUACCCAAGACGAGUGCACCUGGCAAGACGACAGGACCGUCAUUCGUGUCAGCUAAAACGCCACCGCCACGUGACGAACCCUUCGUAGAACCGGUGAACGGCGUAGUACAGCCUCCUGUCGUUCCACCACCUACGAGGCCAGGACGCAUCACAAAUCAGCUCCAGUUUGUACAAAAGGGUGUCCUAAAGCCAGUAUGGAAGCAUCAAUUUGCGUGGCCGUUUCAGCAGCCGGUAGAUGCGAAGAAGCUCAACUUGCCAGAUUACCACAAAAUCAUCAAGCAACCAAUGGACCUCGGUACAAUCAAAAAACGUUUGGAAAACACGUAUUACUGGACAGCACGAGAAUGUAUCCAAGAUUUCAAUACGAUGUUCACGAACUGUUACACUUACAACAAACCGGGCGAGGAUGUAGUGGUCAUGGCACAAGCUCUCGAGAAAUUGUUCCUUACGAAGGUUGCACAAAUGCCAAGGGACGAGGUAGAACUCGAUCCUCCGGUACCGAAAGGGCCGAAGGGCAAAAAGCCCGGAAUCCCUCGGGUCGGUGGGCCCGGUAUGAUCGGGGCACCUGGAACUCCAGGAGCGACGGGUACCGGACCUGGAAGAGGUCGACCCUCGUCAGGUGCUGCGGCAGUUAGCUCAAGUGUACCAAACAGCUUAACACCUUCGGCGACAUCGGCUGGUACAACGGGUGUUAUACCGAUGCCACCGCUUGGUACCCAAGCGCCGGCGACAGUUCCGGGUAGCACGAAUACGACAACGAUAGCACCACCAACGAGUAUACCCGUCGCGCCAAUGGCGACACACAAUUCUCUGCCUCAACAAGUCGUACCACCUACGAGCGGCUAUCACGCUCAGCCAGCAAUGGAGACUCAACCUCCAACGACUGCCGUACCACCGGCUCCUCAAGUACCCCAAGUACCAACUGUCAUGCCACCUUCGCAGCCCGCCAAGCUCAAAAAAGGUGUGAAAAGAAAGGCUGAUACAACCACACCAACCGCUAACUCAUUCGAACCUCUUUACGCUCCUUUGGACUCCAAAACGGCGAAAAUACCUACGAGAAGAGAAUCGGGACGUCAGAUCAAGAAGCCAACGAGACAAGCGGAAGACGGCCUGGUGCCAUUCCACCAGGCCAAUAUGCCCCUGAUCGGGGCAAUGGCCCAACAGCCUCAACAUACUGGUGGUAAAAUGAAGGAAAAACUUUCGGAGACCCUGAAGUCUUGUAACGAGAUCCUCAAGGAACUAUUCUCCAAGAAACAUUCGGGAUACGCAUGGCCAUUUUAUAAACCGGUCGACGCGGACCUUUUAGGACUUACCGAUUAUCAUGACAUCAUCAAAAAUCCAAUGGAUCUUGGUACAGUAAAGGAAAAAAUGGAUAAGCGGCAGUAUAAAACGGCGCAGGAGUUUGCGUGUGACGUACGGCUCAUAUUUACAAAUUGUUACAAGUACAAUCCCCCCGAUCACGACGUUGUUGCUAUGGCUAGAAAAUUGCAGGAUGUCUUCGAAAUGAGGUAUGCGAAAAUACCGGACGAGCCUCUCAGCGGUAUGGUUCCCAUGAAGCGUGAAGGCGGCGGGGGUGGAAGUAGCAGUAGUGGCAGUAGUUCGGGUACGGAGAGUUCGUCAGAGAGUGACGAUUCCGACGAGGAAAGUACGCAAAAACUGGUGGCGAUGCAGCAGGAGUUGAAGGCAAUGCAGGACGCGAUGAUGAGAUUGGUUGAGGAGCGUAACAAGAAGAAAACGAAGAAGAAGAAGACGGACAAAUCAAAGGGUGGCAAGCCAAUGAGCAACAAGAGCGGGGCCGGCGGUAUGGUUGGUAGUCACAGCGGUGCCAUGAAAGAACUGAUGAAACCAAGCGGUGGUAUACCCAACGCAUCGGACAGUGUUGUCGCGAGUAUAGCAAGUGUAGCGAUGGGCGGGGGCGAUUUAAAAAUGCCAAAUUUGGGUGUUGGUGGUGUGCCGAUGGGUAUGCCGGGUGAACAUCAUCCGGCAAUGCCAGUUGGACCCAAUAAAACUCACGCUGUUGCUCCGACUCCGGCUACGAACGCCAAACCUAAGGGUAAAGGCAGCCGCGGCCCUGGAAAAGCUGCAGCAACCAAUGCGGCCAAUAAACGACCGAAAGCGAACAGCAGAUCGACCGGAAACAAAAAGAAAAAUGCUACGAAUCAACCUCCACCUAUGACCUUCGACUCCGAAGACGAGGAUAGCGCCAAACCCAUGUCUUAUGACGAGAAGAGACAACUCAGCUUGGACAUUAACACUUUACCUGGUGACAAACUCGGCCGGGUAGUGCACAUAAUUCAAUCUCGAGAGCCUUCCUUGAGGGAUUCGAAUCCCGACGAGAUCGAAAUUGAUUUUGAAACGUUGAAGCCAUCGACGCUGCGAGAGCUCGAGAGCUACGUAGCAUCGUGUCUCAGAAAAAAACCACGUAAGCCUUAUUACAAAAAAGUUAGCGGUAAGUCCAAGGAUGAGCAGAUAGCGGAAAAGAAACAGGAACUUGAGAAGAGGUUACAGGACGUCACAGGGCAACUAGGAAACGUUAAAAAAGCCGCUAAGAAAGAAGACAGUAGUAAAUCGGUAGAUGUAGUGGGUACGGGUGGAGCUAGUGGACCUUCACGAUUGUCAGCAUCGAGCAGUAGUAGCAGUGACAGUGACUCAAGCUCGAGUUCACUAUCUUCGAGCUCCAGCGAUUCGAGCGACAGUGAAGCAGGAAAUACGACGAAUCGACCACCCAGGAAAAAAACUAAGAAGAGCGCACCUAGUGCACCCACUUCGCAAUCAGCUAAUGCCACCGUAACACCGGCACCAACGGCUCAAAAUCAUACUGGAGCUCUCUUGAUGAAUAAACAGCCGACCUCGAAUUCUACGGGACCAGUUGCAAAGCCGGUUGUAACACAGCCUAACGCUAUUCCUAUGGAGCAAGUAAUACCAUCAGGAGGCAAUAACCAGACAACACAAGCGAUAGCAGUUGCGGCUGUGACAGCAGGUCAGAGUUUGCCAGUAGCGAGUCACGCUUCGAUGCCGGCACAGCCGCAACGUCCGAGCGCGAUGGCAACGGCAGCACCGAUCAAAAAAACAGCACCGACCCCGCCGGUGACGUCGAAUCCACCGACCCCUUCGAUCACAGUGCCGACACCACCCCCGAGCGUAACACCGACAACCGUGAAUGCGAGUUUGGUGAAUUCGCCUUUAGUGCCACAGGCACCACAGCCCCAGAUUUCGGUUAGUUCAUUUCCAAGCGUGAAUGCGCUUCCCGGGGCGAAUGAUGGCACGGCAAUGAGUCAACAACAGCAACAACAACCGCAACAACCGGGGGAUCUUAUGCAGCCCUACAAUGCAUUAGCGUCCGUAACGACAGCUCAUACAGGACUGGAGCAAACCUUAACUAAUUUGAAGAAAGAGCCCCACAUUUCAAUGAUGCCGCAGCCGCAGCAGCAGCAACAACAACAACAACAACCACAACAGCAGCAGCAACAACAACAGCAACAACAACAACAACAACCGCAACAACCCCAACAACAGCAGCCACCACAACAACAACCGCCGCAACAUCAUCCUCAACAACUGCAGCAGCAUCAAAGCGGUCAUCAAACUAUCAAUAAUUCGAGCAUGAAUCUAUUGGCUGAAAUGAAGAAUCCCGUUAACAUGAUGUCCACGAGUAUAGGGCCGAGUUUGAAUCUCGGCAAUAUGAACAUGACCAGUCCAUAUAUGUCUGCGAUACAUAAUCAAUUAGAGAGCAUUAUGAACACGAGCUCUCAAAUUCCGAAUUUACAAAAUUCCCACAAUAUUACCAUGUCUCAGCAACAACAACAUUCUAAUGGUUUUACGAGCGUAAAACGCGACAAUUCUCCUUCUAAUAUGCUCAACAAUAAUGGCAUACCCGGCUUGAAUAUCGCCACUAUGAACAUGAGCGGAAUGGGUUCGAUUUUCGAUCCUUUGCCUAUGACCGUCGGUGUGAAUAUGCAGAUGUCACAAUUACCUGUUAAAAAAGAGGAGAAACCCAUGUCCAUGACGCAGACACAAAUGACGCACAAAGCCAUGGAUGCCGGAGCUCUUUUUGCAGAGAUGAGCGCACUCGGAAUUCCGCCGAUGAGCAAUCACUCCGGUACACAAAUAAUGCCCGAGAAAAAAAUGACACCCCCAGACUCGAAGAAUCCGGCUGCUAAUUUUGCCUCCGCUUUUAAGAACAAGACUGUCGAGCAAAAUGUUAAAAACGCAUCCUCGUGGUCGUCAUUGGCGCAGGCUUCGAGUCCGCAGUCUGCAGCGGGAAGCAGCAUGAAGAGUUCAGCACGCGAUUCUUUCCAGGCAUUCAAGAAACAAGCCAAAGAAAAGCAGGACAGGCAACGGGCAUUGAUGGAACAGCAAGAAAUGCGCAGACAACAGAAGGAACAGGAAAGAUUGCGACAGGAGAACGAGCGACGGAGGGAACGAGAGGAAGAAGACGCCGCGUUGGAGAAAGUGAUGAAAACUGUUACAGAUCAGCAAGCACCCCAAGGAAUUCAGCAAACACCGAGAGCCGAAGAAGUCAAAGCAUCAACCGACACUGACAGCAGUAGUCCGAGUCAAUCGUCGGGUCAGGACAAAGCUGCGGCUGAGAGGGAACGUCAGAGGCUACGGGAGCAAGAAAGACGACGCCGCGAAGCGAUGGCAAACAAGAUUGACAUGAACAUGCAAAGUGAUUUGAUGGCUGCGUUUGAGGAAACAUUAUAAUGUUUCAAAUUGCUGGCUGUUAAUAAAUCGACUGAAACCGGGCAGGACUUGGACGAAUAUUUGGACGCGCUGGACGAUUAUAACUGCAGGCCCUUGUGUUAUGAGAAUACCUUAAUAUCGACGCUGAAAUACAACUCGUUAUUUGUGUUUUACAAAUGAACAUUUAUGAAUCAUAAUAACGAAUAAUGCAAAUUAUCGAAGGCAAAACCGAAAGUACGUAACCAAAUAGCAGUGACGAUGGUAUUCACUCGUUGGCGCGUACUUCGACGUCGUGAUAACGGUGGUGCGCAGUUGGAACAUUCCGACGGACGAUUAGUAUAAAGUAAAAAGUUUUUCAACGGAUCGCAAAAAAAGGGGGAGACGAAAAACUUUCGUUCGAUAACGUGUGUAAAAACAUAACGAAAAUGCGUGAAAGACGAAGCAAUCGAUAUCGGAAUACGAGUUAAAAUUUUUUAAUGAUCGAGAGAAGCGGCGAUUGUGUAAUCGACGGACACCUGAGUGUAACCAUGUAAUUAGGUAAAUAUUAAUUAACUUACAGAAAUGAUUUCGAUGAUGCCACACACUGAGAAUAACAUUGUGUUACGAUUUUCCGGAUUUUCAUAAGUUUGUACUUUAUGUAAAAUUGGAAACAAAGCGACGAAAACGAAGAAAAAGAAAAAAAUAAGUAACGGAUAAACAAACUAGCAAAAAAAAAUAAAACAUUUAGCAAACAAUACGAGAGAAAAUGAUUAUGAAUGACAUUUGCCUGAAGUGAUGUUAGCUACGUGUGAAAAUGCUGUACGAAUGCGAAAUGAAUGUGACGUGUAUUAAAGCGCGUGUGAGUGAACAUUGAAAAAUGAGGGAAAUAAAGAAAAGAGAUAAACGGGGGUUUGAGCAAACCGUUGAUGUACAUUUAGUUAAGUUUUAUAUUUUUCCACAUUCAGUCAUUAAUCGUUGGUAGAAAAUACGUAGGUCCAUUAUGCCACUAUAUAUAUAUAUAUAUUAUAUAUAUUCUGAUAUAUAUACUUACAAACACAUUUAUGCAUAUAUAAAUAUAUGUGGAUGUACGUGUGUAUGUGAAAAUAUAUAUAUUUAUAUCCUAUAAAUUUACCUAUUCACUAACGAUUUGAAUGAAAAAUAAACUCAAAGUAAUUUUCACUAUUGCGAUGGAGUAAGCAUCAAAGUAUUUGAGAAAAUGAAAAAAAAAGAAAAAUGAAACGAGCAAAAAUUUGAAGAAAAGAAAAAGAAACACCUAAAAAUGAAACUGUUGAUAAUCCUUAUAGGUAGGCUUGUUUAGUCAAUAACAAAUACAAGAUUUUACCUAAUGCGAGGAUAUACAACAAUUUCGAGUGAACCAUAAUCAUGAAAAACGACCAUGGAGGUCACGGCGAUUUUACGAGAUCAUUGUUUUUUUUUCUCUCUCUCUUUUGACAACAUGACGUGUGCGUAUCACGAGGUUUCUAUCGGUGCAACCCGAAGAAGAUAAGAGAAAAAAAUAUAUAUAUAAACGUGCGAAACUCCGAUAAGUCGUGGGGUGGUUCGACAUGAUCCACUCAAAAAAGAAAAAAGUCGUCAAUUAUUAUGAGAAUAAAGAUGGGGUGUGCAUAACAUUUUUUCGAAGAAAAGAACAAUUAUUAAAAAGAAUAAAAACAGAAAGCAUAAGUCGAGAUAUUCGAACGGAGCGAAAGAAUAUUGAAAAAAAAAUAAAUAAUUCAACAGAGGAACUGACAAUUCUGGCUACUUUGAAAAAUACAGCAUUCCUUGUUUGUUUUUUUUCAUAAACAUUAUUUCCUUUAAUAUUUAAUUAUUUUUGUAAAAUUGACCGCCGGUAUUUUGUAAGUGCAUAUGUUAUUUCUGUACUUCAAAGUGUGACAUUCGAAUCCCCGAGGUUUGCUGUGUGAAUAAAAUCUUAUAAGAAAACUUAAUUUAAUGAUUAACGGCGAAAGUAACGACCCUAAUGUUUUUUUCUCGAGAUAUAUAUAUAUAUAUAUAUCUCAUUCUUUUUUUUCAAUUCAUUUGAAGAGAAAAAGAAAUUAUAUACGUUUUGGUGUAAACAGCAAAUGUGUGUAGUUACAUGUACUGGAGCUCACUCUUGUAAUAUAAUUGUUUAUAAAUAAAUUUGAAAAAACUAUAACAAAGAAUGCUUUUUUUCAACGUAUCGAGAAGUGUCGAAUUUAUCGCGAGAAUCAUCUUAAUUCUCCGUCUUCUACCAAUUCGAUCGGGAUUUCUAAAAUCAUGUAUGUUCGUAUAUAUAACAAAUAUUAGCUUGAGAUGCGGCGUACCUUAAAAUUCCCCAUCUACGUGUUAGGGAUUACGUGGAUCGUAUUAUUUUCCAAACCACGUGAUCGUUGGCAACGGAGAGUAUAAUUUGUUUUUCCGAACUGUCGAAUUAUCUCUAACUUGCGAGCAAUAAACUCGAUUGACGAUCGGUAUAUCCUCUAAAUUCGCAAAUAACCUUGGUGCGGUUUAGAAAUCUUAGGACAACCCAUUUUAAUUGGCAAAAAUAAGAAAAAAAAGUACAAAAGUUUAUAUGAAUAAUGAAAAAAAAAUUAAAAUUGAAAUAAAUUUAAAAAAAUAAUAUUACGUUCCGUCGAGUUCAGUGCGUGUCGUAACGGCGAAUGCACCGUCGAUUAUCGCUGAACUCGCAUUUCGGCGGUGCGUUCGAACGAGAAUAAAUUAAAUAAAUAAAGCAACAAAGAAAAAAAAACAAUAAUAGUAAACAAAAAUCGUUUAGAAGGUUAAUAGUUUGUUAGUUGCUCUAGCUCGUAUCUACCACAAUCAUACUGAUAAAUGAGAGUUAUCAAUGUGAAUUUAUAAUAAUAUUAAAUUAUUUAAAUUGAAAAAGAAAAAAAAUGAGAAAAUCAUACAAACGAAAAAAAGAAAAAAAAUGAUACAAUUUUAUUUUUUCAAGAGCUUAUCGUGUAUAUUGCUGCUUCUGCUGCUGGCGGAUCUUUUCCUUUUUCGUUCGAAACUCGAUGAAUAUUUGUUGUGUAUGUGCAAUGUUGUUGGCGCGUCCCGGCAAAUUUGUCUCUGGGACUUUUCGGCAUGAUCGAGCUGUCGGCUUUGGCUCGUACUUUUCUAUUUUUCGUUUAUUUCUUUUUCUUUAUGAGUAUAGAAUGAUUGUAUAGUGUAUUAUUAAAUAACGAGAGUAAGGGAGGAAAAGAAGACACGCAUGAUCGAAUUACAAGCUCAAAUCUACUCGUCUGAUGUUUGUGUUUUUUAUUACGCCUUCAAACGGAGCCACCCCUUUUUACUAUAGAAUCGAUUAUUUAUUAUCCUUGGAAUUAUUUGUUUGUUAUACAAUCUUUGUAUCUACGUAUUCGGCAUUGCUUAUGUUUACUUGUUACCCCGAGAUAAUGUUGAUUACUGAUUGAGUAAGACGAAAAUUCGUUCACGUUUUCGAGUCAACAUGAGCAGUGCAAAUGACGCAAAUUAUUAACGUUCUAACGAAUGAUAAACAAAUCAUCGAGUGGAUAAAGGAAGCAUGGAUUUAUUUCGAAGUAAUGAGGAAUGUACACCGAUACAUUGAAUUAUAUCGGUGCUCGGUGAGAUAUGAAAAAAUUAAAGUUAUUUCGCAAGCACAUGUACAGCGGCGAGAAUAAAAUGACUAUUUUUUUUUUAUUCAGUACAUCCGUUAAACCGAAAUAUUGUCCAUAAGAAUUGUUACGAAGGCGAUUUAGAUUAUAGCGAGAAUAAAUGUUUUCUAAUAUGUUAUGAAAAAAGCGCAGAGAGGAAGCGGGAAAAAAGAGAGUGUGAAAGAGAGGGAGAGAAAGAAAAAAAUUAUUAAAAAAAAGCAACAUAAAAUAACCGGAGCAUUAACGUUGUAUUUAACGAACGAAUAAGAGAAGAAAAAAAAACUUAGCUGUAGUGACUAACGAUUCCUCUAGAUUUCUUUCUGGUCAAAGUUCAUGCUGCUGUCUUUUAUUAUUUUUUCAUCAUUUCCUCGAGCACAUCACGCGAAAAAAAAGAGAAAAAAAAGCAAGCUGCGGAUUUAUUUUGAUGAUUUCAACACCUUCCGAUAUAUCAAAUUGUCGCUAAUGACUGGACGAGAAAUGGAACACCAAAAAAUGAGGUGGUAUACAUAUAAAAAUAUAUAAAUAAAUCGAUGAAUAUAAACAUAUACUUUAAAGCCAGAAUAUGCACGUGCUAGUAACUCGAAACUAGAUAAAUUCUGUUGGUAAUUUUUCACGAAUUGUAGUGAGAAUUCAUCAAUGAAAUUUGAACCCUGAUGAAAAGCUUGUUUUUAUGUGACGAUUUGCUGAGUUGAGGCUUCCAUUCUUUCGUGUGUUAACGUAGCGUCUUGCAUGUAAUUUUCUUUUAUAAUUAUAUUGAAUGAUAAGAAGACAAAAAAAACGAAAAAACAAGCAAAAAGGACAUUUCGAAUAUUUAGAAAAAAAGCAGGAUAAAAUGAAACUAUUGAAGGGAGAAAUGAAAUUAAUGUUUUAGCGAGGUACUCGAGAAAAAAAACUAAAUAAGUUAAACAUCCUCAUAAGUUAGGAUUAAAGUUGAAAGUGACAGAGCGUGCAGGUCUCAGAGUCGUUCACUUUUCUUUUCUCGUGCGCAUCAUUAUUGUAUCGCUCUAUUUUUUUUCUUCAUGAUAAUGGACAACGUCGUUUGAGCAGUCACGUACCCGCGUUUAAGGUUGUACGUGCAUUCGUUCUCGUACUAAAUUUGUAAAGACUCAGUGAGCUAAAAACUGAGGGAAAAUAGUAUUGAAUAUUAGAACGCGAAAAGAUAUUUUCCGUUGGAGAAAAGAGUUGAACAAGUUCAGAUGAAAAGUGCCCCUUUUUUGGCACCAAUAUUAGACCCGCCUCAGUCUCGUUCUCACUUAUUACUUAUUUUCCAUAACAUUGCUUUUUUCGUGUAACGAAGUCGUUUGUUCAUUUUUUCACGUUCUCUGAAAAAUUCGUUUAUAUUUUUAUAAGUUUUUCUGUUUUUGAAGCACUAAAUACGCGAUACCUGCCAGCAGAUGUUGUUCAAGCCCCUAUGCCAUUUUCAAAUUUCCAUCGUUAGGAGCUCGUUUUUUAUUUGGGAUUCUUCGAAAUGGAAUAUCUGAUUGAAAAAUCGUUGAAUAUCGAUGAAAUAUGAAGAAAAAUAAAGAAAGGACUAAAUUCAGUUUUAUUUUAACCUCCAACUUGGAAGAUUAUUCAAUUUAGUUCAAUUCGUCGCAAAAUUAGCAUUUUUUUCCUAGUGAUCAAAGUCGAAAGUAGAUGUGACUUUUAAUGAGAUAAAUUAUUUAUGAAAAUCCUUUGGAUGGGCAUCACGUCUUUUCUCUAUUGAUUGAGAUAUUAUUUAGAUCCUAGUAGGUAUAAUGUAAUUCAUUCGGACAGUUUGACAAUCGGAAAAAAAUGAAUAGUAACUCGACGAUGUUUGGAAAUCUCGAAGAUCCUCGUUCGCCACUGUGUUUCAAGCUUCCAUAUUCAAAUCAUCGUGUCGGUGUGUGAUUUUUCGUCCACUCCUCGAGCCAAUACUUUUUCACGGUUUUCAAAGCGAAUUUCUCACUUUGGUCUCUCACAAUAAAUGUUUGAUCGAUUGGAAAAAGCGUUGAAUAUAACCGUCAAAAUUUGUGGUAUGAAUUGACAAAGUUUGAAUGACGAAAUGAGCGACCAAUAUUUCAUCGUUGCACACUCGUUCUUCUCCUUAAAUAAAAUUUAAAAGAUGCUUAAAAAUUCAAACGAAAUUGGCAAAUACAAAGGAAGUAUUCAAUGAUCGAGAAACUAAGAAAUUCCAAAAAAUCUUCACGACUCCAAGCUUUUGGUAUCUCAAAUGAAAUUAAAAAAAAAAAUUAAAAAGAAGUAAAAAAACGAGAAAAAAAUAAUACUACGAUUAGAUUAGUAUUAAGCAAAAAAAAUGAAUUUACGUGUAAUAGGUAUUAUAUGUGAUUGUAAUAUACAACGUUUGUAAUUGUAAAUAUGAGUGAACGAAUAAUUGGCAGCGAUUCAUCCGGAUCCGGAUCUAAAUGUAUAAACGAGAAGGCAAAAAAAGAAAAAAAAACAAAUGGCGACAAAAACAGGAGAGUGAUUGAGUAAGGCGAGCGAAAUAAAUACCAUACACACACACACAAACACAAACUCAUUGCGAUAAACACGACACAUGUGAGAUAAUGGUUUGUAAUAUUUGAGAGAGGGCCGAAAUAGAAGAAGAUUGUGUGUAAACCUGAUAGAUCUCAGCGUAAGUUUAUAGAAAUGUUUGAAUUAUAAACCGAAAUCGAGUAUAAUAAUUCAUCAAUGGUAAAGAAGAAAGAAUAAUUCAAAGUAGUAGAGAGAAAAAGAAAAAUAGAUGAUGAAGAAGAAUGAAGACGAAUUAAGCGUAAUAUUCGUAAAUAACACCAAAAUUACACCCCUGUAUGAAGAGCAAAAAAUAAUUUUUUAUAUGAGUUCCCAACGGGCGCACAUCAUCUCCGAAAUGGCACAUAAUUGAUAAACUGAAGAAAAACUACAAUUUUCAGCAAACUUACUACUAACUAUAGGAUACUGGAGAAAAAAAAACAAAUGGUUGUAAAUAAAUAAUAAUUGCAAAAAAAAAACAAACAAACAAGCAUAAACGAGUUGAUGAGCGAAAAGGAAAUAAAUGGCUCGACGUUUGGUACGAACAGCGAGAGAAUGAAACGAUCGUCGACUGCGCGAUUUGUAUCACACAAAUGUCCCCCCCGAAUUUUCCUGCAUACAUUUCUACGAGAUUCGAUCUCGUCGUUCACGAGAACACGUGUGUGGUUCCAAAAUUUACGAAAAAUCGUUCAAAGUAAAAACAAUGAAACAGCGAUUGUGAAUAAAGUUUCGUCUGUCAUUAUUCGCAGUACAGUCGAAUCGUGGAAAAAAAAAAACAAUAUAAAAACAGAAUAAAGCGUACGUAACGUACAGAGUAAAUUUUAAUCGAUUACGAUUUAAUCUAUAUAGUAAUGUAGCGAUACUAUAUGGGCCAAGAUUCGUAACAUUCAAUUUAUAUAAAAACAAAAGAAAAAACUAUUCACGAUAUGUACACCGAUUAAAACGAGGAAAAGUGUCCGUGUGUUUGUGUGUCGAUGAAAGAUAUGAAAAAAGAAGAGAAAAAAAAAGAAAAAAAAAACACAAAAAUCAAUAACGUAAAUACACAUAUGACUAUCCAUGCGUAAACAAUUAUAUUUCCUAGUUUGCAAUCUUUUUGCAUGUCUCAUACAUGUAUAUAUAAACAUAUAUAGAACGUUAGACAGGCUGAAAGGUGUACGUCAACAUUUUUUAAAACGUUGAAAUGAUUGAAAACAAAAACGAAUAUAUAAUUAUAAUAUAAACAAUACGAAAUCGUGUCAUCCAAUUAUUUCGAAAUAGUUCGACACGAGCAGGUAUUGAAUUAAUCGCAAAUAUCGUUCGACAGUUACUCAACUUUUCGUUUGUCUUAUCGCUAUUAAGUUAGCUGAAAAAUAAUAAUUAUUAUAUUGCGGUAAAUAAAUCAUUGUAUAUAUUAUACUAAAUACUAUUGUUAAGAUAAUGCGUACACGAUAAAAUGAAUGAAUAAAUAAAUGUGUACGUAUGUAUACAUAUAUGUUUACA